CCUUCCUGAAUGAAAGGACACUUAAAGAACACCAGGGGAUAAAAGCUGUGGUCUCCAGCAGUCCCCAGCACCAGGGGACAGUGGUGACGAUGAGUGACUCCACAGAAGCCAGGAUGCAGCAGCUGGUUUCUGUGGAGGAUGAAGAGUGGAUGGUCAGUGAUACCAGGUGCUCUAAUAAAAGCUCCAGACUACGACCAAAUUCUGGAAUCAAGAGUUUGUCAGGACGCCUGGGACGCUACCAAAUCCCCUUGGUCCUGCAGCUGCUGUCCUUCCUGUUUCUGGCUGGGCUCCUGCUGGUCAUUCUUGUCCAAGUUUACAAGACCCCAAACACCCAGGGGCAGGAAGAAUCCAAAUGUGAAGAGUACCAGGAACUGACCCAGAUGACUAAUAAACUCUUGUCCAAGAUCCCCACUGCCCAGGGGCAGAAUGAGUCCAUGAAGGAGAUUUCUGAGCAGCUGACACAGCUGAAGACUGAACUCCUCUCCAGGAUCUCCACCUACCACGGGUGGAAUGAGUCCAUGAAGGAGAUCUCUGGACAACUGACCCAGCUGAAGACUGAACUCCUUUCCAGGAGCCCCAGCUUCCAGGUACAGAAUGAUUCUAAGCAGGAGAAGAUCUACCAGCAACUGGUACAGAUGAAAGCUGAACUCUUCCGCCUGUGUCGCCCCUGCCCCUGGGAGUGGACGUUCUUCCUAGGAAACUGUUACUUCAUCUCCAAGUCUCAGCGGAACUGGAACAAUGCUGUCAAGGCCUGCCAGGAGGUAAAGGCCCAACUAGUCAUCAUCGACAGUGAUGAAGAGCAGACCUUCCUGCAGCAGACUUCUAAGGCUAAAGGACCAACCUGGAUGGGGCUGUCAGACCUGAACAAGGAAGCCACGUGGCUCUGGGUAGAUGGCUCACCUCUGUCAUCCAGAUUCCAGAAGUAUUGGAAUAGAGGGGAGCCCAACAACAUCGGGGAAGAAGACUGUGUGGAAUUCUCUGGGGAUGGCUGGAACGACUCCAAAUGUGAACUUCAAAAGUUCUGGAUCUGCAAGAAGCCUGAAGCCCCGUGCACUGCCAGCUGAGAUCCAGCUUGUCUCCGUUGCUGCUUCCAUACUGUUCUGCCUGCCAGGUGGAUGGACAUGUCUCACAAUCAUGCCAACUCCUCUCCCUACCUGUUGGCCUCAGUGUGUUGACAAAA
Molecule: messenger RNA, 1180 nt
Organism: Phodopus roborovskii (desert hamster)
Lineage: Eukaryota; Metazoa; Chordata; Mammalia; Rodentia; Cricetidae
Product: CD209 antigen-like protein B
Exons: 10
Coding region: 90-1064 (324 amino acids)
Source: RefSeq, a predicted model, not a curated record